Molecule: messenger RNA, 3690 nt
Organism: Crotalus tigris (Tiger rattlesnake)
Lineage: Eukaryota; Metazoa; Chordata; Lepidosauria; Squamata; Viperidae
Gene: DNM1L
Product: dynamin 1 like
Exons: 21
Coding region: 341-2464 (707 amino acids)
Biological process (GO): mitochondrial fragmentation involved in apoptotic process; mitochondrial fission
Cellular component (GO): cytoplasm; membrane; mitochondrion
Molecular function (GO): GTPase activity; GTP binding; microtubule binding
Source: RefSeq, a predicted model, not a curated record
CGCGCGUGUGUCGGCGGCCGGGGAAGGUGGCGGAGCGAGCGCCCUUCCCUGGCUAUUUCUCCUCUCUCUCUCCCUCUCUCUCUUUCUCUCCCUCCCUUCCCCGUCCAUUCAUUGCUGCCCUGCGGACUGUCUGCGCUCCCCUCUCCGCUGGCUGCCGCCGCCGCCACCGCCAUGGAGGCGCUGAUUCCGGUCAUUAACAAGCUGCAGGACGUCUUCAACACGGUGGGCGCCGAUAUCAUCCAGCUGCCGCAGAUCGUGGUGGUCGGGACGCAGUCAAGUGACUCUACUGAUUGUCGCUGUAGUACAAGAAUGUGACUUCUGCUUUCUCUUUCUUCCUGAUAUGGUUUCCUUAUUGCAGAGCAGUGGCAAAAGUUCUGUGCUAGAAAGCCUGGUGGGGAGAGAUCUGCUCCCAAGAGGCACUGGGAUUGUUACUCGAAGGCCCCUCAUCCUGCAGCUGGUACACGUUACAACAGAAGAAUGUCGGAAAACUGCUGGAGAUGAAAAUGACCCUGCAACAUGGAAACAUUCAAGGCACCUUUCUAAAGGGAUUGAUGCUGAAGAAUGGGGAAAAUUUCUACACACCAAAAACAAGCUCUACACAGAUUUUGAUGAAAUUAGACAAGAAAUAGAAAAUGAAACUGAAAGGAUUUCAGGAAACAAUAAGGGAAUCAGUCCUGAACCAAUUCACCUAAAGAUUUUUUCACCUAAUGUUGUCAACCUGACCCUGGUAGAUUUACCAGGAAUGACAAAGGUACCUGUAGGUGAUCAGCCAAAAGAUAUUGAACUUCAGAUCCGAGAACUAAUCCUUCGCUUCAUUAGUAACCCCAAUUCAAUUAUUCUGGCAGUCACUGCUGCCAACACAGACAUGGCCACCUCUGAAGCACUGAAAAUAGCCCGAGAGGUAGAUCCAGAUGGGCGGCGUACCCUUGCUGUGAUCACAAAGCUGGAUCUCAUGGAUGCUGGCACAGAUGCCAUGGAUGUGCUUAUGGGAAGAGUAAUACCCGUGAAGCUUGGCAUCAUUGGUGUGGUCAACAGGAGUCAGCUGGAUAUCAACACCAAGAAGAGUGUGGCCGAUUCAAUUCGUGAUGAAUAUGGUUUUCUCCAGAAGAAGUAUCCCUCUUUAGCCAACCGCAAUGGGACAAAGUAUCUAGCUAGAACUCUUAACAGGCUACUCAUGCAUCACAUUAGAGAUUGCUUACCUGAACUGAAAACCAGAAUCAAUGUUUUAGCUGCCCAGUACCAGUCUCUGCUCAACAGUUAUGGAGAACCAGUAGAUGAUAAGAGUGCCACAUUAUUGCAGCUUAUUACCAAAUUUGCCAGUGAAUAUUGCAACACCAUUGAAGGGACAGCAAAAUACAUAGAGACUUCAGAACUGUGUGGCGGAGCUAGAAUUUGCUACAUUUUUCAUGAAACCUUCGGGCGCACCUUAGAGUCUGUGGAUCCAUUAGGUGGCCUUAACACCAUUGACAUCUUGACUGCCAUUAGAAAUGCUACUGGUCCCCGGCCUGCGUUGUUUAUACCUGAAGUUUCAUUUGAAUUGUUAGUAAAAAGGCAAAUCAAACGCUUGGAAGAGCCCAGCUUACGAUGUGUGGAACUCGUUCAUGAGGAAAUGCAACGGAUUAUUCAGCACUGUAGCAAUUACAGUACUCAGGAAUUGCUGAGAUUUCCUAAACUCCAUGAUGCCAUUGUUGAGGUUGUGACCAGUCUUUUGCGUCGAAGGCUACCAAUUACAAAUGAAAUGGUUCACAAUUUAGUAGCGAUUGAAUUGGCUUAUAUCAACACCAAGCAUCCAGAUUUUGCAGAUGCUUGUGGGCUAAUAAACAAUAAUAUAGAGGAACAAAGGCGGAACAGAUUAGCUAGAGAGAUGUCUUCUCAUGGAUUACGGGACAAGUCCAUUAAGCCUCCUGGUGUUAUGCCACCAUCUUCCCAGGAGACUUCUGCUGCUGGUUCUGCUGAGGUUGAUGGCAAGGCAUCUCUUGCUUCUGGAGAAGGAAUUCCAGAAUCUGGAACUGGCAAUUGGAGAGGAAUGCUGAAAUCAUCAAAGACAGAAGAGAUAUUAGCAGAGGAAAAAUCCAAACCAGUAACAGUUUUACCUGCCAGCCCUCAAAAAGGCCAUGCUGUAAACUUGCUAGAUGUGCCUGUUCCUGUUGCACGCAAGCUUUCAGCCCGGGAACAAAGAGAUUGCGAAGUGAUAGAACGUCUCAUCAAAUCCUAUUUCCUAAUUGUCAGGAAGAACAUUCAAGACAGUGUGCCAAAAGCAGUGAUGCAUUUUUUGGUGAACCACGUGAAAGAUACUCUUCAGAGUGAGCUAGUUGGACAGCUGUACAAAGCUUUACUGCUGGAUGAUCUUUUAACUGAAUCAGAAGACAUGGCUCAGCGCAGGAAGGAGGCAGCUGACAUGUUACAGGCCCUGCAAAGAGCCAGUCAAAUUAUUGCAGAGAUUAGAGAAACACAUCUUUGGUGAAGAAACAAGAGACUUGAAAAGGGCUAGGUGUUAUAUACUAAUGAAACUCCAUGUGUAUCGCAGCAUGUAAAGUCUGCUUAUAUCAAGAAGUUUGGUUCAGUUGUCUGUGGACAGAAAAGCAUCCUGUACAUUGCAAAGCAAAUAAUAUUUAAUCAUCAUCACUCCCGGCUGUUUCCUGAUACAAAGAACAACCUUGUUUUAUGUGGGACUGAAUUAAGUUAAAAUUGAGGAAAAAGCUAGGUUAAAAUCCCAGUUCCUGGUUUGGUUAAAUUAGUUGCCUGUGAAUAGGAUGAGCAGUGUAGAAUUGUGAUAUAGCUUUUUCAGCUGCUUUUGCAAUAUAAGUUUUUAUCCGUGAAAGAAGGACCCUGCAAUAUUUAAUUAUGAAUUUAAUUGCAUGCUCUUGAUCUCAAGAAGACGAACCAUACAAGAGAAAUAUUGCCUCUUAGCUAUUUGAUAUGUAAACUCAAAGAUAGUUGGUUUAACUUCUGGUAUUACUGAACUUUUCUCUUUAUUAUAUAAAUAUGGAAUAUGUCAGCAAGAAAUUUCCAUUCACCAGUUUCCUCUGGAUGGGACCAAAAACCUGGGACCAUUCCCUAAAAUAUCAGACUUUAAAAAAAUAAGUAGAAAUAGUAUGAAAGAUCAUGUCUCUCUUAAUAAUCUUUGAAAGAACACUGAAGUAGGCAGCUGUCCAUCAGAUCAACUUGGAUCACCAGAACAUAUUGCUAAGUUCUGCCUUUUUUUAAAAAAACAAACACCAGUGGUACAGCCAAUUUGUUUGACUUCUCUACUAUGACCAGCAAAAGCAACAAUGGCAUACUGAUCCCUGAAUAUUUUAUUAUUUUAAAGUACAACGGGUAUUAUCACAGAUAGUUUUUUUUCCUUUUUAAAGGAAACAUUAACUGUCAUGUUUGAAAUGACUAUUUCUAACUUCCUUUGAGCAGCACACAUUAGGAAGUAAGCAUAGUGCUUUCUUCCAUGAGUACUUGUGGAAAACCAAAAUUUGCCUGAUAAUGUCAACAUAACAGGCUAAAAAGAAGUUGACCUAAAUCAUUUGAGACCAGAAACUUUUAAUAUUCAGUAAGUUUGAGAGUAUAUGAGUUCCACCCUUAUUUUACACUGAAACAUAGUUGCAUUUACUGCUCUUAAAUGUAUCUGCAAUUUAUUACAGAAAUUCACACCCACAUGCAGAGUAAUCAUACGAAAAAUAAAAUUGUGUUUGAAUCUCA